AUGGCUUCAGGUAUUACUUGGCACUCUGAACUUUCAUACCAUCAUGGGACUUUAACAAUCAACUACAACUACGAGGACUCUGACGUCAAACACCAUAUUUCCCAGUACGCCCCUACAACCCGAGAAAUCGUAUUCAACAUCUGCUUCCCCGAACCAGAUAACGACAAUACUGGACUCAGAAGAGUCGAGGAAGAUCUUUCCGAAAUAAUCGAAAUUCUCAACGACGAAUUCAAUUUAUGUAGAAGCGAUGUUAUAUUCUGGUUGCGCGAACGCAAUACUUCGCAGAUUUCUUGUGCUCUUGAGUUUCGCAAUCUUAGGUGGCAGACUACGUUCGAGUACUAUGUGAGAGGAUAUUGUCAAGAAACAGUGGAUAUGAAUUCGGAUUGGUACGCGGAACUGAUUGCUAGUCAUUGUUCGGAUGGAAGCUCGACUGAUAGUGAUAGCGAUAGAGAGGGUUUUUAUAAUAGGAAUACGGACUCGGAUUAG
This is a messenger RNA of Botrytis byssoidea, 486 nucleotides long. RefSeq lists its product as uncharacterized. The coding region runs from base 1 to 486 and encodes 161 amino acids. Lineage: Eukaryota; Fungi; Ascomycota; Leotiomycetes; Helotiales; Sclerotiniaceae. The record is from RefSeq and is a predicted model, not a curated record. The transcript has a single exon.